AUGUCCUACCAGCAGUCCUACGGCGGGUAUCAGCAGCAGCCAGUGUACCCUGCGCUCCCUGCUGCCGGCCAGCCCAGCAACACGGUCGCCAACUACGGUCAGCAGCAGCAGCAGCACCCGGAGCACCAUGGCCUGCACCUCCCGCACCUCCCGCAACUUCCGCACAUCCACAUCCCUUUCGGACAGCACCAGCACACCCACUCGCAGACUGGAGCGCUCUCGGCCCCUAACACGGGCACGCUGGGUGCGCCGGGGUACGGCAGCUGGAAUGCCAGGCAGGGAUAUGGGUACCAGUCGGCCGUGACUGUCCCGGCGCUGCAGCCUCAGCAGCUCGAGACCGUCACCAAGGACGAGGACCCCGUCUACGGACCUCUGGGACGAGCACGAGGGAAGAUCGACCGUGGCCUCACCAGUGACAAUGAGAUCUCGCCCGACCUUGGGGACCUCUUUGCUCCUUACAAGCAUGUGGCCGCGCGGAUGGGCAUCUUCGAGGAGAUCGAACGGGCAUGGUUCGUUGUCGAGAACAGGUUGUUCUUGUGGAACUACAACGACGGCCGCGAAUUUAGUCGCUUCGACCAGAUGGCGGGCGAGAUCCAGGUUGUUGGCCUUGUGCGCGCGCGGAAGGAUGUGUUCAUCGACGGCAUCACGCACCUUCUCAUCAUCUCGACCGCGUCGCGAACAAAGAUGCUCGGUCUGUCGCAGGAGGACAACGGCGAGCUGUCAAUCUACACGACCGACUUCGAGGUCGACUCGCCGGCGCAGUUCACAGAGGUCCAGGGCACCGACGACGGCCGCGUGUUCCUUCUCGGUCACAACCGCGACAUCUACGAGCUCGAGUACACUGCCAACAGCGGCUGGUUCGGAAACGGAACGAAGAUGUGGAUCACGAACCGCACCUCGUCCGUCAUCGCCAACUGGGUUCCGUCUCUGUUCACGCCAGCGAACCGUGAGGGUAUCGAGAAGUUUGUCCUCGACCCGCAACAGAACCGUCUCUACACUCUGCAGACUAACGGUACCAUUGAGUGGUUUGAUGUCUCCGGCACCAAGUUUGAGAGCAGGGGCAAGUACGUCCACGCGCGGAGCGAUCUACUCCGUCUCAACUAUGGCGGACCGCCUCCUCAGCACCAAGCCGCCAAGAUUGUCAACAUCGCCCCGGUUCGGAGCAACGAGAGCAAGAAGGUCUGGAUCGUCGCCAUCUCGGCCAACGGCUCGCGUCUCUACCUCGGCGCCGCUGGCUUCUACCCCGGCAGUUCGGGCAUGCUGAGCCUGAUCGGUCACCGCCCGCCGCCGCCCGCUUGCACCAAGGCUGACGCCAACUCGUUCUACUCGUCCGGCACCAUGAUCGCCGUAAAGGUUGAGGACACGAGCAAGACGAUCGUCAGCUACGUCACGACGGCUGCAGGCCGUAUCUCGAGCCAACGCGAAAACGCCCACACUCAGCCUGGCCAGACCAUGUACUCGCAGCCGAUCCUGCAGGAGUGGGUCGAGAGCGGUACCAUCCCCGCCCAGGUCUGGACCAUCGCCGAGGUCACCAAGACCAACCCUGCCUUCUCUCCCCCCGCCCUCCGCCGGCCAGAUGCGGUCGCCCUCUCCCAGCUCCCGCGCGAGGCUACCGUCGGCGCCCGCCAGUUCCUCAUCCUCACUAACAGUGGCAUGUUCUGGGCGCUCCAGCCCCGUCCCGUCGACAUGUACCAGGACGACAUCGGUGUUGAGAAGGAGGAGGCUGCCAAGACGUGUGGCUCCGCUUUCGGACGCAUCCAGGUCGCCGCCAUGUGCUACCAGCUCGCGGCGGACACAUCGGGCAAGCAGCCCGAAGUCGCCUCCAUUGCUAUGAACAUUCUCCUGACGUGCGACCCGCCCGUGAUCCAGACGUCAUCGAACGGCGCCCGCACCAUCAGCUACUCGCCCCGCCACGACGGCUACGCGCUCUCCAUUGCUCGUCUUCUCCGCCCGAUCUGGGACAACAAGGUCACAGUGCCCGCCCCGAAGGGUAUGCAGAAGCUCGCUGUUCCCGAAAAAACGCUCCUUGAGGUGCAGCAGAACCUCGCCAAGCUGCUCAAGGUCGUCGAGGACCACCCGUUCCCGCGCCACCAGGCCGACGGCGACCAGCGGCUCGCGUGGGAGCAGGAGGAGCUGUCGAUGCACGGCCUCACGACGCUGCUGAAGCAGAGCAUCGAGGCCAUCUCCUUCAUCCUCCUGCUCGCCGACUACAAGCUCCCGGACGUCAUCGCCAAGUGCAAGCCGCAGACGCAGCAGGCCAUGUCAAGCCUCACGUACCAGGGCCUGCUUACGAGCCAGGGCGGACGGGAGAUUGCGCGCCAGCUUGUCACGGCGCUCAUCGAGCUGCAGAUCGGUGCCGAGCUCAGCAUCGACACGUUGUCUUCGAUCCUGCAGCAGCGCUGCGGUACGUUCGUCGAACCGGGAGAUGUCGUUCUGUACCGCGCCGAGGAGGCUCUGCGACGGGCGGAGAACACGCGCGACCCGAUCGAGCGCAACGAGCAGCUGACCGAGUCGCUGCGGUUGUUCGGCCGCGCGUCCGAGUCUGCCGCGCGCGCCGUCUUCCCCCGCCUCGAGGACGUCACCAAGCGGUACCGCGACCUCAAGGACAUCCGGGGCGCGAUCGAGCUGCCGCUGCGGGUUGCUACCGAGAUCGACCCGAACGACAAGGCGGGCGACUAUGUUCGCGACGGACAGCACAAGGACGACCCGCGGCGCGAGUUCAUGAUUCAGCGGCAGGAGUGCUAUGCGCUCGUCGUACUCGCGCUCGGCGACUACGACGCUGCCCUCUCGCAUGCCGUCGCGGCCAACCGGCCAGACAACGCUGCUACGAUCCGCGACGAGGCGUAUGCGCUCGCGAUCCAGAGCGACGACGAGCUCUUCCACUUCUACCUCUACGACUGGAUUGUGGAGAUGGGCCGCCCCGAGCAGCUGCUGGAGUUUGACACGCCCUUCAUCGAAAAGUACCUGCACGAGACGUUCUCGACUGUGCCCGAGCGGAGGGACCUGCUGUGGAAGUUCUACGCGCGGAGGGAGGAGUAUCUCUCGGCCGCCAAGGCGCUGCAGUCGCUCGCCAUGGUGCAGGACGGCUCGGACAUCAAGCUCGAGGACCGCGUAUACUACCUCGCUCAGGCGCUCACGAACGCACAGUCCGCCGCUUGUGUCGGCACCGAGGACGUUGAGUUCCUGACCUCUCUGCAGGAGCGCGUGGACGUCGCCCAGGUGCAGCUCGAGGUUGUGCGCGCCAUCGUGGCGCACACGGGCAUGGACGAUGCGGAGAAGGUCGCGCCGCUCGAGGCGCUGAACUCGGCUCUUCUGACCCUCGACGACCUUUACCAGGACUUUGCCCGUCCUCUGCGUCUGUUCGAGUGCAUCCUCCUCAUCCUCAAGACGGCGGACACGCGCGUGGAGGAGGUGUGCCAGGCGGUCUGGCUCGAGCUCCUGCGCAAGGAGGAGGGCAACAUCCCUGCCCUCUCCAAGGUGAUCACGAGCCUGAUGCGGCGAUUCUACCCAUCCGAGGCGGCGCCGCUGGACAUUGUCCUUCCGCUCAUCUACGGGCUCACGAGCGAGCUGCACGGCGAGCCGGGGUGGACGACCCGCUCUCUCCUCGCUGGAGGCGUUGGCGCCCGGGAGCUGUGGGACACGAUCGUGGCCCUGAGCGAGGAGACGGACCAGCGCGAGUUCUACGCCGAGGAGGCCGCCGUCGUCCUCCAGCAGUGGGUCGAUGGCAAGUGCCAGCUGCCCCCCGCCGAGGUCGAGCAGUACACGACGAGCUAUCUCCUCCGACACCCUAAGGGGGGCGAGAAGGGCCACGACCAGACGCGCAAGACGCUCCAGGCGGCCAAGAACAAGGCGAGCACGUACUAG
Trichosporon asahii var. asahii CBS 2479 is the source of this 3864-nucleotide messenger RNA. RefSeq lists its product as uncharacterized. The transcript is spliced from 2 exons. Gene Ontology annotation, cellular component: nuclear pore; nuclear pore inner ring. Lineage: Eukaryota; Fungi; Basidiomycota; Tremellomycetes; Trichosporonales; Trichosporonaceae. Gene Ontology annotation, molecular function: structural constituent of nuclear pore. Gene Ontology annotation, biological process: protein import into nucleus; protein localization to nuclear inner membrane; transcription-dependent tethering of RNA polymerase II gene DNA at nuclear periphery. The coding region runs from base 1 to 3864 and encodes 1287 amino acids. The record is from RefSeq and is a predicted model, not a curated record.